AUGGCAUUGGCUGAAGGAAUAUAUCUGUAUACCUCCACCAUGGGAUGUGCAUUACAAAUAUCUAAAGUCUAUCGAGAACAUUAUGUGCCAAUUGUUUCCCACCAAGAAACCGUCAUGUCAAUUUACGCUUAUCGCACAAUUAAAGGUGAAAAGGGUGAUCGCGGACCCAAGGGACCACCUGGUGACAGUAUACGUGGUCCACCUGGACCACCGGGUCCUGCUGGUCCUAAGGGUGAACCAGGAUCAUUUCCACCUUUUAUUGAUUUCCCCAGCAAUCCUGAUGCGAAAUACACUGGCAAAUGUACAUGCAAUGCGUCUGAUAUCCUAGAAGCGAUUAAAGAAAACGAUCUACUGCGCGAAACGAUACGUGGCCCACCAGGACUACCGGGUAAAGAGGGUAAAACUGGAGCUCCUGGACGGACGGUUACAAUAACCGAAAAGGGUGCUACUGGGGUGCCAGGAGAACGCGGUGCCCCCGGUCCGAAAGGCGACCGCGGCGAUAGGGGCGAUCCUGGCCCUCGUGGUCCCGAAGGUCUACAGGGCCAGAAAGGUGAACCAGGUGUCGACGGCAUGCCUGGUGUAGCGGGUCCUCCGGGACCACCAGGUCCACCUGGUUUGCCAGAAAACUAUGAUGAAUCGUUAAUGGGCAACUCCAUGGGAUCAUUACGUAGCAGUUCACCUGGACCCAAGGGUGAACCAGGCAUUAAAGGUGAAAUGGGUCGGCCAGGUGAAAGAGGUCAGCCAGGACAGAAAGGUGAACGUGGAGAUCCUGGAAUGAGUGGCGAAAAAGGCGACAGG
Molecule: messenger RNA, 798 nt
Organism: Musca vetustissima
Lineage: Eukaryota; Metazoa; Arthropoda; Insecta; Diptera; Muscidae
Product: collagen alpha-1(XXIII) chain-like
Exons: 6
Source: RefSeq, a predicted model, not a curated record